AUGAUCGCCUCUCAAAUUCUCAGAUCCACCGCUUCCAUCCAGCGCACAGUCGCUGCGUCUGUUCCAAAAACUGCGAACAAAGUGCUCUUGAGAGCGUCGCACGGCAGAAUCGGUCAAUCCUGGGCCGUUGCUGAGACCAAGAGACUCGUACCAACCGUUGCCGCAUAUUUUACUUUCAUCGCAUGUGUGCUGGGCUGGCCUUUCGCCGUCAGAGCCGCUGUUGCGCCAAAGCAGCUGUAUUAA
This is a messenger RNA of Lachancea nothofagi CBS 11611, 243 nucleotides long. Lineage: Eukaryota; Fungi; Ascomycota; Saccharomycetes; Saccharomycetales; Saccharomycetaceae. The record is from the annotation of a GenBank genome assembly.